GCCGGCAGCGGCGGCGCCGCCGGCAAGGCCGACGUGGGCGCUGGCGGCCUGGCCUCGGCGGGGAUGAUGUCGGGCAGCGUGGGCGCCGACGGGGACCUCGCGGGCGAGGUGGACUGGGCCCGGGUCGGCAUUCUCAACGCCGACAGCGAGGAGGCUCCAGAGGCACUCCGAGGCGGCAAGCUGGUGACCUCGGAGGAGGAUGCCAGCGCCGAGGUCCUGAUCUACUUUUGGUUCAAGUCGAACGUGAAGCUGCAGGCCAUCCACGUGUCGUCCCCCAGCGCGGCGAGGGCGCCCUCGCGCGCGCGGCUCUUCGCGAACGAGACCAACCUGGACAUGAACGACGCGGCCGGCGGGGCGCCCCCCACGAAGGACUUCGAGAAGAUCGAGUGGGGCAGCCCCGGACCAGACGGCUCCGUCGCCGCGAGGCUCGAGGUGAACUUCCUCAAGUUCCAGAACCUGGGGUCCCUGACCGUGCACCUGUGCCGCGAGGACGACGACGGGCUGCCCGAGGAGGGCGGCGAGCCGGUCGCGGUGCACGGCUUCCGGCUGGUCGGCAAGGCAUGAGGACGCGAGCGCCCGUGGGCGCGCCCGAGACCCCGAGCUCGCAGAGGUGCGUCGGGGAA
Molecule: messenger RNA, 623 nt
Organism: Prorocentrum cordatum
Lineage: Eukaryota; Dinophyceae; Prorocentrales; Prorocentraceae
Source: the annotation of a GenBank genome assembly